This is a messenger RNA of Syngnathoides biaculeatus (alligator pipefish), 2368 nucleotides long. RefSeq names its product HGH1 homolog (S. cerevisiae) (gene hgh1). The transcript has 10 exons. The record is from RefSeq and is a predicted model, not a curated record. The coding region runs from base 92 to 1228 and encodes 378 amino acids. NCBI's taxonomy places the organism in Eukaryota, Metazoa, Chordata, Actinopteri, Syngnathiformes, Syngnathidae.
GGGCAGCCACGGCGGGUUCCACACGUGCGCAUUUCAUUUUUGUUUGACGAAUAAAACGCGUAAAGAGACCAGCGGCCGUCUAGCUCUAAAGAUGUUGAGCGACUCCGAGGCCGCCGAGCUGCUCUCCUUCCUGACGCCUGCGACGCGGCCCGACGUCAAAGGCCACACAACCAGCUACAUCCUGGGCUUGUCGGGAAGCAGAGAUGGCUGCCGCUUCCUCCGCGGCAGACCCGACAUCAUCGCUGCUCUUUUCGCGCUGACGUCCGACCAGUCUAUUGCCAUCGCAAAAGACAUCUAUCACAUCCUGAUCAACCUGUCGGCCGACGAGACGUUGCACCAGGUGCUGGUGACAGACAUUGGCAUGGUCCCCUCGCUCCUCAAGAAACUGAAGGAUCCGCAGUUCCCGUUUGCCGACAAGAUCUGCACCAUCCUGUCCAACCUGACGCGACACCAGAAGACGUGCAAGACGCUCUUCAAGCUGUUGGAGGAAGAAAUGGGCCUGGCUCAGCUGGUGGACAUCUUUUGCACGGAGGAUUACAACCCGCACGCCAAGAUGCACUACCUGGCUCCGCUGCUGUCCAACCUCGCGCAGCUGCCCGACGCCAGACGCUUCCUGAUGGACAGAGACAGGUGCGUGGUCCAGCGCUUGCUGCCCUUCACGCAGUUUGAGGCCUCGGUGGUGAGGCGCGGUGGAGUCGUCGGCGUCCUGCGCAACUGCUGCUUUGAUCACGCCAAUCACGAGUGGUUGCUAAGCGACCGAGUGGACAUCCUGCCUUUCCUGCUGCUUCCGCUGGCCGGUCCCGAAGAGCUGAGCGAGGAUGACAACGAAGGUCUACCCGUGGACCUUCAGUACCUGCCGGAGGACAAAAAGAGAGAAGAGGACCCAGACAUCCGGCAAAUGCUCCUGGAGACGCUCAUGCUGCUGACGGCGACGAAGGACGGCCGACGGACUUUGAAAGACAAGAAUGUGUACGUCAUCAUGAGGGAGUUCCACCGCUGGGAGAAGGACCCCAAAGUCAUCUGCGCCUGUGAAAAACUGGUGGAGGUGCUGAUCGGGGACGAGCCGGAGCAGGGCAUGGAGAACCUGCUGGAGGUCAACAUUCCGGAACACGUGGAGGAGAAGCUGAAGGAGGCCGACGCCAAGGAACAGCAGGAGCUGCAGGGCGAAGAGGAGAGAGGGAAACGAGAAGAGGAGGAGGAGGAACAGACGGACAACAGGCAGGAGUAAUGCUAUUUGUGACAUAUUUUCAUGAACACAUUUUUUCUAUGUAGGGUAAGAACUGGAAGGUGUGCACCUAAUUCACAGCUAUACGGGGAUUGUCACGUGACCAAACCUGCAAAACAGGUGAGCGGACUUCCUUGUGAAUGCCGCGAUGAACGACAGCUGGCGUCUUCCCACGACACUUGCGUAAACAUAAAGCUUCAAAAAACGACUGUCGUCAUCUUUGGUAGCUGUCGAAGACAUCCUGUCCAUCCAAAUGAUUUAAAACACAAGACGGCUAAAACGUUUUAAUAUUUCUCCAGAAGCGAGGUCCCGGUCUCCUGCUGAAUUGGAAGGAAGCGCUUCCAAAAUCUUUUGCUCAAUGUGGAAAGUUGCUUGCACACAAUCACUACGGAUUAAAGAGUGCCUCACAAUGGACAGUUACAAUAAAUAGAUGAAUAUGUGAUAAUUAUACUUUUUCGAGAGAUUCUUCAUAAGUGCGGCGCUGUGCCGCUCACGGCUGGGUAUGGAAGUAUUCCUCCGUCUUCCCGAUCAACCGAUUACUCCUAUUUCUUCAUCAGAUGAGGAGAAAUCUGAGAAAUCAGCGCUGGGCAUAAAUGUAAUCGAGCGUUUAGAACGGCACGUAACACGUCACAUCCGCCCACGUAGGUCAGGUGACUCACGAAAAUGGCAGCGCCCCUGAAAAUUCAUCAUUGGCGAUAAAAAUCUUCUCUUCUAGAGAGGAUUUAACAUCACAUUGUCAAAAUCGAUAACAUUCAGGUUCUUGAAGUGUAUGAAGAAGUGGCCUAAAAUCAUAAUAUACAAACUCCUGAGCCAAGAUUCAAACCUGGAUCCUUGCCACCACUAUUUCCCCUUACAGCUCCUCCAAAUUUCUAAAUGCAGAAGGAAAAAAUAUGCAAAGAACUUUCUCCUGAUUGUAAAUGUUAUUCAAAGUUUUUGCCAGCAGAUGGCGCCUACAUCCCGUACUAUAAUGUCCGUGUUUUUGCUCUGAUGCAAUAUUUCAGGUUUUUGUUUUUUUUUUAUCCCUGUUUUUAACAUUUCCUGGCUCGAAACCCCCGAAAGAAGUGUCACCUGUUUGUUUGUGUGCGUUCAUCACCGGAGCCACUGAAAGCGAUGCCUUGUUAAAAUUAAACUGGUCUGUAUGUG